Quercus robur (English oak) is the source of this 1029-nucleotide messenger RNA. RefSeq names its product 60S ribosomal protein L10a-like. The transcript has 6 exons. NCBI's taxonomy places the organism in Eukaryota, Viridiplantae, Streptophyta, Magnoliopsida, Fagales, Fagaceae. Gene Ontology annotation, molecular function: structural constituent of ribosome; RNA binding. Gene Ontology annotation, cellular component: large ribosomal subunit. The coding region runs from base 162 to 812 and encodes 216 amino acids. The record is from RefSeq and is a predicted model, not a curated record. Gene Ontology annotation, biological process: translation.
GGGUUUAUCACAGAACAGAGUAUAGAGCGAGCGCCUCACACCAGUCAUUGCUUUGCUAUAUAUACUCUCAUUUUAGCCGCCACAAACCCUAGCUAGGGUUCCCUUCUCUUUCUUCUGGUACAAAAUCUGCUAGUGGGUGUUUGGAAACAAGAGUUUCAAAGAUGAGUAAGCUUCAGAGUGACACUCUAAGAGAGGCUAUCUCCACUCUUUUUGCUGGAUCCAGAGAUAAGAAGAGAAAUUUCACUGAGACCAUUGAACUACAGAUUGGAUUGAAAAAUUAUGAUCCCCAGAAAGAUAAGCGUUUCAGUGGUUCUGUUAAAUUGCCACACAUCCCUCGCCCAAAGAUGAAGGUUUGCAUGCUUGGUGAUGCUCAGCAUGUUGAAGAGGCUGAGAAGAUGGGUUUAGAUUAUAUGGAUGUUGAAGCAUUGAAGAAGCUUAACAAAAACAAGAAAUUGGUCAAGAAACUUGCCAAAAAAUACCAUGCGUUUUUGGCAUCAGAAUCUGUCAUUAAGCUGAUCCCCCGUCUUUUGGGCCCUGGUCUCAACAAGGCAGGAAAGUUUCCAACUCUUGUCACACAUCAAGAAUCCAUUGAUUCUAAAGUUAAUGAGACAAAGGCUAUGGUUAAGUUCCAACUGAAAAAGGUGCUUUGCAUGGGAGUUGCAGUGGGCAACGUUGCUAUGGAAGAGAAGCAGGUCUUCCAAAAUGUUCAAAUGAGUGUUAAUUUCCUUGUUUCACUGUUGAAGAAGAACUGGCAAAAUGUGAGGAGCUUGUCGCUGAAGACUACCAUGGGGAGGCCAGUGCGCGUAUACUAAAAUCUUUUGGCAAGGGAAUUUUGUAGGCGAGCUGUAAUUCUUAUAAGGGUGCUUUGAAUGGUCAAGUUUUCUUGUUGGUUGGCUAUUUUACCUUUUAACUGUUCUCUGAAUUCUUAGAUGUCAUGGCCCUAGAAUUGUUUUGGAAUGUUUGUUCGAGGGUUGAACCAAGUUUUCAUUUUCACUUGCCCUAUAAUACAUUGAUGAAUAUUAGGUCUUA